CUCGCACCGAUGCGCGGCUCCUGGGACGAGUCCACGACGGCGGCGCUCCACGCGCGCAUCCUGGAGGCGCAUCGCGGGCCCGCGGCGCCCGAGCGUGCCGCCGCCGAGCCCGCUUGCACUGAGCCGCCGCUCUCUAUCUCUUCGCUCGAGCUGGCAGCUCCAACUCCUCUGCUGCCGCUGCCUACGCUCUCCUUCAGUGCCGCUCAAGUGGCGACCGUUUGUGAGACUCUGGAAGAGAGUGGAGAUGUGGAACGACUUGCGCGUUUCCUGUGGUCGUUACCCGUCGCUCAUCCUAAUGUCGCCGAGUUGGAACGCUGCGAAGCCGUCCUCCGAGCACGCGCGGUUGUCGCAUUUCACGCGGGACGUCACAGAGAACUCUACUCGAUCCUGGAGCGGCAUAGAUUUCAGCGUUCAAGCCACGCAAAGCUGCAAGCUCUCUGGCUGGAAGCGCAUUACCAAGAAGCGGAACGAUUGCGCGGUCGCCCUCUCGGUCCAGUCGACAAGUACAGAGUCAGGAAGAAGUUUCCGUUGCCCAGAACGAUUUGGGAUGGCGAGCAAAAAACGCACUGCUUUAAAGAGAGGACGAGGUCUCUGUUGAGAGAGUGGUACCUACAAGAUCCCUAUCCGAAUCCAACGAAGAAAAGGGAAUUAGCCGCGGCGACGGGGUUAACGCCGACACAAGUCGGCAACUGGUUCAAGAACCGGCGGCAAAGAGAUCGCGCGGCCGCCGCAAAGAAUAGAUCAGCAGUUUUGGGCAGAGGUUUUGCGUCUUCCUCGACUUACGACGAAGAUUCAGCCGACUCGGAGAUCAACGUGGACGAAGAGUGACCAGCGGUCAGACUGAUAGUGUAAAUACAGUGAUAAUGUUGCCGCUUCUCUCGUGAAGUGACGAUGCAAUAGAUGAUUCUUGUGAUGUGAGUUGUAUAGUUACUAUAGGUUUUAAUUGUUGAAGUGUUGUGCUUGAGGCCCCCGCGUCAGGUACGUACUGUAUUAUAAUGAUAAAACGUGAUUAUAGAAUCGGAAUUGCUGACUUUGUCACAACGACUACAAAUUUACAUUCUUGCCUAUUUAUCUUUAGGCCCUUCUUUUUCAGACGCAUUUAUUUGUGUUUUACCGAGUUUUCCUAAUAAAUGAAGAAUUUAUUUAUCAUAUCAAAUUUUAGUUGUAAACUUAGCUGUAGAUAUAUUUUAUCAUUCGCAAUGACGUUAGGGUGAGCAAUUUAUAUUGUAGAAAAGUGAAUUUUUAAGUAAUUAUUUAUUUGUAGAGAAUUUCUUAGAAAUUUUUCGUACAUAGAAAUGCUGUG
Pieris rapae (cabbage white) is the source of this 1303-nucleotide messenger RNA. Its product is annotated as homeobox protein SIX6-like. The coding region runs from base 10 to 828 and encodes 272 amino acids. The record is from RefSeq and is a predicted model, not a curated record. Gene Ontology annotation, molecular function: RNA polymerase II cis-regulatory region sequence-specific DNA binding; DNA-binding transcription factor activity, RNA polymerase II-specific. The transcript has a single exon. NCBI's taxonomy places the organism in Eukaryota, Metazoa, Arthropoda, Insecta, Lepidoptera, Pieridae. Gene Ontology annotation, biological process: regulation of transcription by RNA polymerase II. Gene Ontology annotation, cellular component: nucleus; transcription regulator complex.